Hemisphaericaspora subhashii is the source of this 459-nucleotide messenger RNA. RefSeq lists its product as uncharacterized. Gene Ontology annotation, biological process: negative regulation of stress fiber assembly. The transcript has a single exon. NCBI's taxonomy places the organism in Eukaryota, Fungi, Ascomycota, Pichiomycetes, Serinales, Debaryomycetaceae. The record is from RefSeq and is a predicted model, not a curated record. Bases 1 to 459 code for a protein of 152 amino acids.
AUGAAGACACAUCUUCUUGUUGUUCCCAGUAAGGAGACUGAAGAAUUAAACUGGAUCAAACCAUUGAAUAACUAUCUUCUUUCUCUCUAUGGUAAUACUAGCAAUUAUCAAACUGAAUUAUCCAACUUCAAUAAAUUACGUCAAGAUAUUCGUGGAGUGAAUGCCGAUAAUACAGGCUUACGUUUAUAUUAUACUUACUAUAGUCAAGUUGAGUUAUUGGAUUUGAGAAUUCCUUGGAGCAAGAUUCGUAAAGUUGAAUUUGAAUGGUUUGAAGCAUUUGGUACUGGUCCUAGUCAUAAACAAAAGUCAUUAGCAUUUGAAAAAGCAAGUAUUUUGUUUAAUAUUGCAUCAUUAUUGAGUAAAUUUGCCAAAUCUAAAUAUGAUGAAUCUUCACAAGAUGAUAAAGCUGAACAAGGAACCAAAAUGACAAUUCAAUUAUUUCAAACUGUUUCACUUUGA